GCCCAUACCGCACAUCGCCCUCAUCGUCGCGCCCGCCGCUCUCCGCCCUCAUCCUCAAGAUCCCCAUUCUCACCAUUCAAAAUGCCUGGUGUACGUGAUAUCAGCGCAGAAGCUUUCAUUACCGCAUACGCCUCCCACCUCAAGCGUUCGGGCAAGCUCGAGGUGCCCACUUGGGUUGACAUUGUCAAGACAGGUGCCUACAAAGAACUCGCUCCCUACGACCCCGACUGGUACUACGUCCGCUCAGCCGCUGUCGCACGGCAUAUCUACCUUCGCAAAGAUGUCGGGAUCGGUGCCCUGACAAAGCUCCAUGGUGGCCGAAACCGUCGCGGAAACCGUCCCUCACACCACGGCGAUGCGUCUGCCUCUGUGCAGCGCAAGGUUUGUCAGUCUCUCGAGAAGAUUGGUGUCCUCGAGAAGUCCGCAAACGGUGGCCGGAGAAUUAGCCAGGACGGUCAGCGGGACUUAGACCGGAUUGCGACCGCUGUUGUUGAGGCAGAGCGGGAGGAGGCUGAUGAAGAUGAGGAGGUUGAGGAGGAGGAUGAAGAAUAGAGUUCGAGCGGCUCGUUCGGGCAUGGGUCACCAGGUGGUGUAUGGUUUUAAACGGCCCUCUCAUCUUUUUUAUCAUUGUAUGACCACAUGCGCCUCACACAAAAUAUGGCAUCAGCUCUCUCUAUCCAUCAGGACCAUCUCUCCGUCUGACGCCCAGGUAGGCUGCCCACCGUUCACUGGCCUUCCGGGGAGAAUCCAAUCUUGUCACAGCCGAUUGGACACACCUAUCUCACUCGGAUUCGCAGUGGGUUUUGGUAUCGUAAAGUAGCCGGUGAACAUGUUAUAGAACCAUGGCAUCCAUUCGGCCAUUCUUUUCUUAGAUAUGGCGUUCAUUACAAGGAGAGGAACUUUUUUCAAAACGAGCUAACAUUGACCUUAUCUUUUGGGGUUGUCCUCAUUGAAAGGCUCCGGAUCCUCUCUUUCUCUUGGCUCCGAAUUUCAUUCCAUCAUCUAGGUACUAGUCCAGGCUGUUCACAAGGAUUCACAGACACCCACCUGUACCCAAUAGACCACAACAAGCACUUUCACCAAC
Molecule: messenger RNA, 1084 nt
Organism: Heterobasidion irregulare TC 32-1
Lineage: Eukaryota; Fungi; Basidiomycota; Agaricomycetes; Russulales; Bondarzewiaceae
Exons: 3
Coding region: 82-552 (156 amino acids)
Biological process (GO): ribosomal small subunit assembly; translation
Cellular component (GO): ribosome; cytosolic small ribosomal subunit
Molecular function (GO): RNA binding; structural constituent of ribosome
Source: RefSeq, a predicted model, not a curated record